This is a messenger RNA of Cydia splendana, 3061 nucleotides long. It is a transcript of the gene Arl1, whose product is annotated as ADP-ribosylation factor-like protein 1. Gene Ontology annotation, molecular function: GTP binding; GTPase activity. The record is from RefSeq and is a predicted model, not a curated record. Lineage: Eukaryota; Metazoa; Arthropoda; Insecta; Lepidoptera; Tortricidae. The coding region runs from base 207 to 749 and encodes 180 amino acids. Gene Ontology annotation, biological process: vesicle-mediated transport; intracellular protein transport. Gene Ontology annotation, cellular component: cytoplasm; Golgi apparatus. The transcript is spliced from 5 exons.
GCAACAAACCCGUGGUUGUUACACGUCAAACGACGAUUUCCAAUAAAAUGUUCUCUAAAUUAUAACUUUAACUGGUUAAAUUAAAUAAAUAAAGCUUGUAAAUAGUACUUUAAAUAAUUCGGAGGGCACUCGUAUGCUUAUGUGGAAAAGAUUAAACAUCGCUACGUCCGCUAAAUGAAUUAGACUAGUGAACCUUAUCAGACAAAAUGGGUGGUUUAUUUAGUUACUUCAGAGGGUUACUAGGGGCACGAGAAAUGCGUAUUUUGAUCCUCGGUUUAGACGGCGCCGGGAAGACGACAAUCCUAUACAAAUUGCAAGUGGGUGAGGUGGUCACUACCAUUCCCACCAUCGGGUUCAAUGUAGAACAGGUGACGUACAAAAACCUCAAGUUCCAAGUGUGGGAUCUCGGAGGACAGACCAGUAUUAGGCCCUACUGGCGAUGUUACUAUGGCAACACAGAUGCAAUAAUUUAUGUUGUAGACUCCGCAGACAGAGACAGAAUAGGGAUAUCAAAAGAUGAAUUGGUUCAUAUGCUAAGAGAAGAAGAACUAGCUAAUGCAAUACUAGUGGUGUUAGCGAAUAAGCAAGACAUGGCGGGCUGCCUGACCGUGGCGGAGGUGCACCAGGCGCUGGGGCUGGACGCGCUGCGCGACCGCACCUUCCAGAUCUUCAAGACGUCGGCCGUGCGCGGCGAGGGGCUCGACCAGGCCAUGGAUUGGCUGUCUAGCGCGCUGCAGGCCCGGAAAUAACGAAUAAUUACACAUGAGCUACAAAAUACGGGAUGCGGGAAGGAGAUAGCAGCCAGCGGCCCAGAGCGCGGGAGAGAGAUAGUAUUACCAUAGUCACCUGUAACUACAAUAGCGUUAAGUACUUAGCGUCGCCGCUUAAACCGUCGCAUGUGUUAGCAGGGUGCAGACAUAUGGCCAACUCUGGCUAAAGCAAAUGGGCUCGAGAGACUGCCAACUCGCACGAGUAGGUCUAAACAUGAGCAAUACCUAAGAUAAUAUCUACACAUUAGUAACAUUAUCUAUCUCUCUCUCCCUGCAUCUCUUUUCUCCGUCUUCUGUAAGACGUAUAGUUGGCCAACACGAGUGCCUUUAAAGCACCAAAGAGUGAGGCAUGUUGCCGAAUGGCGGGGAGACGAGCCGACAGUACUUAACAUAUCGGCGCCUACCUCUAAGUAUUCGCCUGAAUAGCCAUAUGUCUGUACCGGGCGUAAGAUAUCAAUAAAUCAAGCGUAGUUCCAAAUUGGCCAACCCUAGUCGCUAGUUAACUAUUAGCUAUUACACGCUAUUAAAAGUUCCGCUGCACGAUAUAAAUUAACGGUAUACAACACGGCAAAACGCACAACUAGAAACGUUCGUACGGAAUUUAGGUAAUAGGGAGUAUUACUGCAAUGUUCAGAGUGCAGCACUAAUUUGUUUAGUAAACCCUAUGGUUUACGUUACUAUAGUAACUUAAACAUACUAGGCCUUAGACAGUUUUUUGACACGUUUUCACUAUGACAUUGAUGUUCCAAGGCGGUUUGUUUACGGUGGCCUACCGCGAAACGCGAAAAUCGAAAUUUCUUUAUCUGCCUCUCUAUCAAUCGAAUAAGCAAGAGUGAUAGAGAGGCAGAAACCGAACUUUCGAUUGUCGUGUUUCACGGUAGGCCAUGUGAAUGACCUAGUGACGCAUGAUGUGUCAUUGAUCAUGGCAAUGAGGUUUGUUUACUGUAUGAAAGUGGUGCCACCUACGCAGAGCUUUGCCUAAUAUUCCCUGUUGCGCUAGUUAAAAUGUACAGCUGUUUUUAUACUUCACAUACGACUUCACACCAUAGCCAAAUCCAAAAAUAUUACCUCACAUAUCAGCACACCGGCUGCGUGUGAUGCGUAGAACCGUGCAGGCAUACGUCACGCAAGCAGUGUGCCGUCUCAUAAGGAUAUGUAUACAUAUUACAACGCGCAGGCGCACGGUGACUGCCAUAUUUUUUUUUACAAAUCAUUCCAGUUAUUUUUUAUUAUAUUAACAGAGUGCAAAAAAUGUUGUCGUAUGAAACAUUAAGUUAUUUAUAAAUAUUAUAGGUACCUACUGUUCAAGUUUGUUAAUCAUAUGAAAUCAGAAAAUACAUUUUCCUGUAUAAUGUUUUAAUCGAGUCAACGCGAUCCAAUUCGAUAGACAGCUUUUUUUAUCUUGAGUUAUAAGGUGUAUUUAUUCCGAUAGAUUUUGGACGAUUUGAGAAUAAUGUUCUGGUAGUCGGAGUAGGCGUAACGUAAUAGAUUUUUGACAAUGACCCUUUAUAUUUAUGAAUCUAUUACCUACCUUACCGUUUAACUGAUAGCCUUGGCUUCAUACAUAUAAGGGUCAAUUCAUGACUAUCAAAACUCAAUUCUUUCGUUACCCCGGCUAUAUAUAAUUGUACUCAGGUCAGUAUCUUUUCAUUAAGACUUAUGCCAUUAUUGUUUGUAGAUUUAUUGAUCUACCUACUGUUCAAAACUAUCACUAAAUUAUAAAAUAUCUUCUAGUGUUUAAACAAGAACACCAAACAACGAAAGAAAGAACCGUCGCUUUCACACAAUUCCUUUUAGAAGACCGCAUUCAAUUCGAUAUCAAAGAAGUUGUAGUGACAUCGCCCGUUCUUCGCUGCAAGUCGUAGUUGGAAUGUAAACUUUAUUGUGAUUCUCUCGACCCUAGUCAGGUAAAUCUACAAAAUUAAUUAAUAAUAGGGAAGCAUGAGUGGAGAAAACCGAACGGCGUCAAGUGAAAUAAAAAUGUGCCUCGGCAAGUUAAGUUUAUGUUGCAAUGUAUAAUUGUAUAUUGUGUCACGUUUUUUCCGUUGUGUACCUAUCGGCCGCUUCUUUGUUGCUUACCUGACCCAUAAAUUCCUAUGGUUUUGGCGGCGACGCUUGUCAUGUAAAAUAAAAAAUAACAAACAGUUUAGGACCGCGCGGGUAGUUAUUGCCUAGGAACUUGUAAUUAAUAAUUAUAUAUUUUGUAUCAGUGGAGUUCGUCAGCUAAUUUAUAUUAUAAUUAUUAUGGUAAGACACGAUUGUUCCAAAUACAUUAUCAUGUAUUAAUUUCA